Abrus precatorius (Indian licorice) is the source of this 1740-nucleotide messenger RNA. RefSeq names its product molybdate transporter 1-like. Bases 73 to 1512 code for a protein of 479 amino acids. Gene Ontology annotation, biological process: molybdate ion transport. The transcript has a single exon. Gene Ontology annotation, molecular function: molybdate ion transmembrane transporter activity. The record is from RefSeq and is a predicted model, not a curated record. NCBI's taxonomy places the organism in Eukaryota, Viridiplantae, Streptophyta, Magnoliopsida, Fabales, Fabaceae.
CUCCCCCAUAUACACUAGCAAGUGUCCCAAACCAAAAUCCAAAGCUAAACCUCUUCAAUUCAAUUGAAUUCCAUGGCACCAACCAUUCCCAACCCUCCUCCGAUUUCAAUUCAAAACCAAGACCCCGAAGUUCCCCAACCCAACCCUACCUCUCUUCUUUCCGAACCAAGCUUCUCCACUGUUCAAAAAGUAAAACGCAACCUAUUACUGCGUUCAACAUGGACCGAACUUAACGGCGCCAUGGGUGACCUAGGCACAUACAUACCCAUAGUUUUAGCGCUAACCUUAGCCAAAAACCUUAACCUAGGAACCACAUUGAUUUUCACUGGCUUCUACAACAUUAUCACCGGUGCCAUCUACGGUGUCCCCAUGCCCGUUCAGCCCAUGAAGUCCAUCGCCGCCGUCGCCCUCUCUGACCCCUCCUUUUCCGUGCCGGAGAUCAUGGCCUCUGGCAUCUUGACCGGAGCCACCUUGCUCGUCUUGGGUGCCACCGGGUUGAUGCAGCUCGUUUACAAGCUCAUUCCUUUGGGUGUUGUAAGAGGCAUUCAACUUGCUCAAGGCUUGUCCUUCACGUUGACCGCGGUCAAAUACGUGAGGAAGGUUCAGGACUUGCCGAAGUCUAAGUCUUUGGAUGGAAGACACUGGUUUGGGUUUGAUGGGUUGGUUUUGGCCAUUAUAUGCGUUUGUUUUAUAGUUGUUGUGAACGGUGCUGGUGAGGAUCAUAGCGUAGAAACUAGUAGUGGUAGUAACAGUAGCAGUGUUGAAGUUGAAGAAAGGAAAAAGAAGAGAAUGAGGAAGGUUAUUUUCUCACUUCCUUCAGCUUUUAUAGUGUUUGUGUUGGGUGUGGUUUUGGCUUUUAUAAGAAGGCCUAGUGUGAUUCAUGAAAUUAAAUUUGGACCAUCUUCUAUUGACGUCGUGAAAAUGUCUAGAGAAGCAUGGAAGCAAGGGUUUAUAAAGGGGACAGUUCCACAACUUCCUUUGUCAAUUUUGAACUCGGUUAUAGCUGUUUGCAAGCUAUCAUCUGAUCUAUUUCCAGGGAGGGAUUUUUCAGUUACCUCGCUGUCUGUGACAGUAGGGUUGAUGAAUCUUGUUGGAGGGUGGUUUGGGUGCAUGCCAUGUUGUCAUGGGGCUGGUGGGUUAGCGGGGCAAUACAAGUUUGGAGGAAGGAGUGGAGGGUGUGUUGCACUUCUUGGUGCGGCUAAAUUGGUGUUGGGGUUGGUGUUGGGCACUUCUUUGGCUCACUUUUUCAAUGAGUUUCCUGUGGGGAUCUUAGGGGUGUUGCUAUUGUUUGCAGGGGUUGAACUAGCUAUGGCUUCUAGGGACAUGAAUAGUAAGGAAGAUUCGUUUGUUAUGCUCAUUUGUACUGCGGUGUCGCUUGUGGGUUCAAGUGCUGCUCUUGGCUUCUUGUGUGGAAUGAUUGUUUUCAUGCUUCUUAAGCUAAGGAAUAUGACAAAUUCUAAGCCUCUUUCUGCUGUUUGGAAGAAUGAAAUUGAAAGCACUGAACAAGUAUGAAGGAAAAAUAUCUAUCUGUGAUGUUAUUGCUUGCUUCUAAUAUCAGUGUUUUAAUUGUAGUAUAAAUACUAGUCGUUUAUAUGUGUGGCUUACAAUAAUUGUGUCACAAGUUUCCUUUUCGGGGGUCGUUUUCUCAUAGUUCUGGCAUUUGAUGCUGAAUUAUUGAGCUUCACUCUUAUGUCUUAUUUGUAUGUAAGGUGUGUAGUAUGAAGUUGUUCUGGUUCUUAU